Molecule: messenger RNA, 2196 nt
Organism: Leptosomus discolor (cuckoo roller)
Lineage: Eukaryota; Metazoa; Chordata; Aves; Leptosomiformes; Leptosomidae
Source: RefSeq, a predicted model, not a curated record
UUAUAAUUUCAAGAAAUGCUGUGACCUAUUUGAAGAACGUCGUUCACAGGAACUUUCGUUUUGUGCUAAUUUUUUUAAAACUAGAAUGGCUUUGAAAAAAAAACUCAAACUAUUCAAGAAAUUAUUUUUUCACUGCAAACUUUGGAAGUUUAGCGUUAUUGUGUUUGUCUUUCUGGUGUUUUUAUUUUUAUUACAAAGAGAAGUGGGUGUUGAAGAUUUUAGAGAUGAAGCAGGGAUUGAGCCAGCUGUUGGAAAGAAGAGUCAGGUAUUAGGUCUUGUGUUAAAUUCUAUGAACAAUAUCAAAGGUGCAAAGCCAAAAAUGCAGAUAAAAGCACCUGUUCGGCAAACCAAGAUUCCUGGAGAGAGACACUGUUUGCCAGGAUACUAUACUGCAGUGGAGCUAAAACCCUUUCUAGAUCGACCCCUUCAAGAUCCUAAUGCUCCUGGAGCUUCUGGCAAAGCAUUUAAAACCAUCAACUUAAAUUCAGAAGAAGAGAAAGAAAAACAGCGUGGAGAAGAAAAACACUGCUUUAAUGCAUUUGCAAGUGAUAGGAUUUCUUUACACCGAGAUCUUGGACCAGACACUCGACCUCCUGAAUGCAUUGAACAGAAGUUUAAGCGUUGCCCGCCAUUGCCAACCACAAGUAUUAUAAUAGUUUUUCAUAAUGAAGCAUGGUCCACUCUGCUCAGAACUGUUCACAGCGUGAUGUAUACUUCUCCUGCCAUACUGUUAAAGGAGAUUAUUUUGGUGGAUGAUGCCAGUGUAGAUGAAUACUUGCAUGAUAAACUAGAUGAAUAUGUGAAACAAUUUCAAAUAGUUAAAGUAGUCCGUCAAAAGGAAAGAAAAGGUCUAAUCACUGCACGGUUGUUGGGAGCUUCAGUAGCAACAGGAGAGACCCUUACCUUUCUGGAUGCUCAUUGUGAAUGCUUUUAUGGCUGGUUAGAGCCAUUAUUGGCAAGAAUAGCUGAGAACCCUGUUGCUGUUGUAAGCCCUGAUAUUACUUCUAUAGAUCUCCAUACUUUUGAAUUCAUUAAACCAUCUCCUUACGGGCGUAGCCACAACAGAGGAAAUUUUGAUUGGAGUUUGUCAUUUGGAUGGGAAUCUCUUCCUAAACAUGAAAAUAAAAGAAGAAAAGAUGAAACCUAUCCAAUUAGAACACCUACUUUUGCUGGAGGUCUCUUUUCAAUAUCAAAAGACUACUUUGAACACAUUGGAAGCUAUGAUGAAGAAAUGGAAAUAUGGGGAGGUGAAAAUAUAGAAAUGUCUUUCAGAGUAUGGCAAUGUGGUGGACAGUUGGAGAUCAUGCCUUGCUCUGUUGUUGGCCAUGUCUUUCGCAGCAAGAGUCCCCAUACUUUCCCAAAAGGUACUCAAGUGAUCACACGUAAUCAAGUCCGCCUUGCAGAAGUCUGGAUGGAUGAAUAUAAAGAAAUAUUUUACCGAAGAAACACAGAGGCAGCAAAAAUUGUGAAACAAAAAACUUUCGGAGACAUCUCAAAAAGACUUGAUUUAAGGCAGCGUCUGCAGUGUAAAAAUUUUACCUGGUAUCUCAGUAAUGUUUAUCCAGAAGCAUAUGUGCCGGACCUGAAUCCUUUGUUUUCUGGCUAUUUAAAAAAUACAGGCAACCACAUGUGUCUGGAUGUUGGUGAAAGUAACCAUGGUGGCAAACCAUUGAUUAUGUAUUCUUGUCAUGGACUUGGAGGAAAUCAGUACUUUGAAUAUUCUGCACACCAUGAAAUUCGACAUAACAUUCAGAAGGAGCUUUGUCUGCAUGCUGCUAAAGGACCUGUGCAGCUUCGUGAAUGUAACUACAAAGGCCAGAAAACCUUUGCCGCUGGAGAAGAGCAGUGGCUGCAUCAAAAGGAUCAAACUCUGUACAAUGCAGCACUACAUAUGUGCCUUACAGGAAAUGGAGAGCAUCCGAGUUUGGCGUCCUGUAAUCCAUCAGACCCCUUCCAGAAGUGGAUCUUUGGCCAGAACAUUUAAGAUUUAGUAUUUAUAGGCCAGGAGCAUUUUAAUAAAAGAAAAGAUCCAUUCUAAACUGUGACUUGUAUAUACACAUAUACUGCAUUUUUAAGUGAUGCGUACUUUAAAUGCAAAAUGUUUAAACCAUUUCUUGUCCCUGUUAUUUAAGUUGGAUAUAAAUGUGUCAUCAGAGAUUCCCUAGGAGUCUGUUACACCAAAGAUGACUGAGAUCC